GAUUUAGGAUUUGAAAAGGCCCUGAUUGGUUUUUAAGCUCAAAAACGUCACCAUGUCCAAAGAGGUGAAGGAACUCCAGAAACGGUGGCUGUCAAUGAUGGAUACGGUACAUAGCAACUCACAUGUGGUUGCUUUUAUGAACUCCAGAGUUGGCCAGUACUUAGAUGAUCACCCUUUCGUCGCCCUCUCCCUGAUGGUAUUUAUUGCCGCCUCGGCCAUCCCCAUUGCGUUUUUCCUGGUUUUUGUUGUCGCUACAACUGUCCUGGCGUGCAUCGGAGUGAUCGUCAUGGAAGGUUUCGUAAUAUCUUUAGGUGGCGUCACCUUGCUUUGCAUUCUCGGUGGAUUGGGCAUGCUGUCGCUGCUGUUUUCCGGAAUGCUGAGCGUUUGUUACCUGUCUCUUACAGCCGUGCUCAGCUACUGGCCCGUUCAAGAGGGCCCAUCGAAGAGAGAGAUUGCCAACAGAAACAGCGGUUUUGUCUCCAAGAACCUUUUUGACGAAGAACCAGAAAUGACUAACAAGGAGUGAAUAAAUUGGAUAGGGGCUCGAAAUGUCUCCGAUAGUGGCACUUUUUUUUUAAAAAAAAAAUGUAGCUGGGAAAAACAUCCUUGUUACUGUAUUGUGUAGAAUUGUUUACCCACCGAGAGGAUCAGGGUUCAGCUCCUUAUUACGGGAAUUGGAGUCGGGAUUUCUCCAGAGGCUGCCGCGAAAAUAGCCGAGCCCUCGCUCCCAAUUAUUUUGGAAACCUUCUCGGCAGCUUUUAGGCAGGACUUUUGUGCACGGGUACUCCUGGAGUCCAGGAACCCAAUGACAGUGUUGAUUUUAACGUGGGAAACGGGACAGAGGAAUCUCUUUUAAGCCCGACUACAUUGCUGGUGACGGCAAACGGAACAGAAAUACGGGCAGUGGCAGCGAUCCCAAAUUAAAGCCAGUGCAUCUCUUCACGAUCGCAGUUCGGUUCGGGUUAGGUCAAAUAUUUUUGGUUCUUUGUGUCUAGGGUAUUGGGGGAUUGUGUUUUACCAUUUUUUUGUUGUUGUUGCAUUUAGCAGCUUUGCAGAAAGCUGGUUGUUAAGCACAGUGGCUUCUCUUAUGCUGAAUACAUCAGUCACUCUAGCUCUAGUUUGAAUAUUUUCAUUUGUUAAAUCUUUUUAAGUGUUUUCUUCUGCUCUGUUGCUAAAGCUGUCAUCAGAUAUACAUUUGCCACUAAACUGUUACUUUUCAUCCAA
This is a messenger RNA of Ahaetulla prasina, 1224 nucleotides long. RefSeq names its product lipid droplet assembly factor 1 (gene LDAF1). The record is from RefSeq and is a predicted model, not a curated record. The transcript is spliced from 4 exons. Lineage: Eukaryota; Metazoa; Chordata; Lepidosauria; Squamata; Colubridae. Bases 53 to 526 code for a protein of 157 amino acids.